AAUUGAAAAAUCAUAUUGAUCAAAUCUUAACAAACUUCUCUAAUGAAGAUUAUAUAACCUUGUUUGAUGAUUUAGCAAGAUACUUUGGUUUAAAAUAUAGAAAAGGUGGGAUUUAAAAAAUUUGGAUAACUUAAUAAAACUUAAUCAGAAAACAAAUUUAAUAUAUAAAGUACUUAGUACUACCGUGUUUACUUAAUAUCUUCUAAAUCCUCCAUAUGUUUCUAGAAGUCAAUUGUAGUUACUUUACCUUACUUUAAUAUGCUUCUUACCUUUAAGCAUUAUAAAGUUUGACAAUUUCCUGUAUACAAGUAUCACCACUGAAAAGGGCAAAAAAAAAUUGUGUUGACGUGUGCUACUGAAAAUUGGCAACAGCAUAAUACACACUUCAUAGUUGAUCUACCACACUUUUAUUAGUAUCAAGGACCAUCAUGGCAGAUAAUUCAACUAAUUCAACGUUUACUUCCACUGAGGAACUUCCUCCUCCUGUUAAAAUCUCAGUUUUAACUCCUUUAAUCUAUACUUUUAUUUUAUUAUCUAUAUUUAUCACAUUUUCCAUUUUAUAUCGUCGAAAUAGAGUGAAACAAUUAUCUAAAAUCGAACCAAUCUUUGGUGAAAACCAUCCUAAGAGAAUAUAUGAGUUCUUGAAACAACAAGUUAUCGAUCAACCUGAUAAUAAACCUCAUGAAAAAGUAUUGAAGGCUGCCUUAUUAAGAAGAAGUGUUGAAGCAGUUAGAAGAACCAUGAAAUUAAAAGAAAAUCAACCUAUUUUUAAUAAAUUAUAUCAAGAUGGUUUAAUUGGGGAUGAUGUUUAUAAACAAUUUGAAAUUGAAAUGAAAUUACAAGAAUUGGAAUUUAGAGAAAUCUUGACUGAAUGUGAAACAUUUAAAAAGGGUUGGGUUCAAACUUUCAUACCUUUAAGUCAUGAAAUUUGUUUUAAUGAAGCUUUAAGAAGAAGAUUAUAUAGUAUGGAUGAUAGAUCUGAAAGUUUGAUUGAAAUGUGGGAAUAUUUUGGUGAAAAAUUAGGUGGUGAAUCAGAAAAGAAAGAAGUUAAACCAAUCGAAGCUGCUACUGAUGAAGUAUCAGAAUCAACUAAUGAAAAGAGUACUGCUGCAAAGAAGAAGAAAGCUACUAAGUCUGGAAAGAAGUAAUCAACCGUCUUCAUUCUUCCCCAUUGCAUUAAUAAAAAUUGUAUUUAUAUAUAUAUUUCUGUAAGUACCCUAUUUAUUAGAUAAAUCAUCAUUUAUCAAUAAUACAACUUAAUAUUUGAUAACUUUACAUAUGUAACAAUCCCAGACUUCAAUUGUAUACAAGCUGAAGACUCUUCUUACAACAUACUUGAUCAAUAUAUUCAUAAG
Molecule: messenger RNA, 1355 nt
Organism: Scheffersomyces coipomensis
Lineage: Eukaryota; Fungi; Ascomycota; Pichiomycetes; Serinales; Debaryomycetaceae
Product: Sec63 complex subunit
Exons: 1
Coding region: 429-1148 (239 amino acids)
Biological process (GO): post-translational protein targeting to membrane, translocation
Cellular component (GO): Sec62/Sec63 complex
Source: RefSeq, a predicted model, not a curated record